Drosophila subobscura is the source of this 743-nucleotide messenger RNA. RefSeq lists its product as uncharacterized. The record is from RefSeq and is a predicted model, not a curated record. The transcript has a single exon. NCBI's taxonomy places the organism in Eukaryota, Metazoa, Arthropoda, Insecta, Diptera, Drosophilidae. Bases 47 to 700 code for a protein of 217 amino acids.
UGCACAGAAGCCACAAUCCGAGGAAACCCAAGGAGCAGCAAUAAUCAUGAAGUCAAUCGUAGCCGUCGUUCUGGCAUUGUGCGUGGCCAGCGCCCUUGCCCAGCCUUUGGCCACUCCCAGUCAGUUGGACGCUCAAGUUCGCAGCGUUGUGGACGAGAUGACCGAGAUUGGGAAGAAUACCGGCGAGGCCCUGUUGCACCAGUACGAGGAGAUUGUUUUGGAGCCACAGCACGAGCUGGAGGAGGCCGUCGAAGAGGUGGAGGCCCGUCGCACAGAGAAUCCCGAGUGCGUUGCGGCCGAGGAUGGGGAGAUUGCCCGCAUCCUAGACGUGGCCCAUGAGGAGCUUCACACCUGCGGUGUUGUCGCUGCCCACACGUCCGCUGAGAUUGCCACCGACGUGAGCGCAGCCACCCAGCAGCUCACAUUCGGCGGCUACAACCUGAUGCGCACCUACAACAAGUGCAACAGCUACAACAGCAACAUCCUCAAGCAGUCCUGCAUGGCCAAGUUCUACGUUCAGGCCUCCAUCUUUCUGAUUGGUGCCAAUUCCUCCAUCAACACAAUCAAGAAGUCGACCAACGAGCGCAUCCCCGCCGUCUUUGCCGAGAGCAAUGUUUGCACCCAUGACGCCUCCGCUCAGGCCGUGCUUGGCCUCGAGGAGGUCAAUCGUCAAAUCGAUGCUUGCGCCUCCCGUCGUUAGCGUUGAUUGUGAAAUACAAAUGAAAUAAAUGUUGGAAUAUCUA